This is a messenger RNA of Didymella exigua CBS 183.55, 823 nucleotides long. RefSeq names its product glutathione S-transferase. The transcript is spliced from 2 exons. NCBI's taxonomy places the organism in Eukaryota, Fungi, Ascomycota, Dothideomycetes, Pleosporales, Didymellaceae. The record is from RefSeq and is a predicted model, not a curated record. Bases 81 to 770 code for a protein of 229 amino acids.
CUCGAUACUUCAAGCUGUUCGAUAGCACUGUCAUCUUCAGUCCAACACGUACUUAUUUCGUACAUCUCUUAGAAUACAACAUGGCUCCGAUCACGCUCUACUUCCUCCAAGCGUCGCGCUGCAUCCGUACAGCCUGGCUACUUGAAGAGCUGAGUCUUGACUACGAAGUCAAGUUCUCUGACCGUACCUCAGCUUCAAAGGCUCCUGAAGACUUCAAGCUUGCGUCUUGCAAUCCAUUGGGCAAAUUCCCAACCAUUAAAGAUGGCGACCUCGUCAUCUACGAAAGUGGCGCUAUUAGCGACUAUCUAUGUGAUAAGUACGACAAAGAGGGCAAGCUGGUUCCCAAGGAUGCCAAGCAGAAAAUCAAAGUCUUGCAAUGGAUCCACGCCGCUGAGGCAACAUUCGCUCUUCACGGCUUGGCCAUUCUGUACGCUCGCUGGAACAUCAAGGACGCGCCUGAAGGUGUUGUCGAAGCCGCUGAGAGAGGAAUGUCGGUCAAUGUCCAGAAUGAUAUGUCAUGGUUGGAGAGCGAGCUUUCGCUAUCGCCUGGUCAGUUCUUGGUAGGAGACCACCCUACAGCAGCAGACAUCAUGAUGCAUUUCUCGGCAACAUUCAUUAUUGCGAGAGAGUUGGGAACCAACGGCAAGCAAUGGCCGAAUAUCGAGAAGUGGCUCAAGGCUUGCGAGGAUUCGGAGGGCUACAGGCGUGCAGUCAAGAAGACAGGACACAAUUUGACCCACAGCCACGGACCACAGACGGCAGCGAAAUGAAUCAUAGUUUACGGUGAAAGUAGCUUGCUGUAGACAGGAAUGAAACGCAUACG